Molecule: messenger RNA, 3074 nt
Organism: Xyrauchen texanus (razorback sucker)
Lineage: Eukaryota; Metazoa; Chordata; Actinopteri; Cypriniformes; Catostomidae
Gene: ints4
Product: integrator complex subunit 4
Exons: 23
Coding region: 31-2961 (976 amino acids)
Biological process (GO): snRNA processing
Cellular component (GO): integrator complex
Source: RefSeq, a predicted model, not a curated record
AUAGCAGCAGGGCAACGCAGCAGAGCUGUCAUGGCUGCUCAUCUGAAAAAACGAGUUUAUGAGGAAUUCUCUAAAGUAGUUCAGGUGUCUGUUGAGGAGGCUCCAACGAAGAAGCUUCGACUUACCAAACCGAGUAAAUCAGCGGCUCUUCACAUUGAUCUGUGUAAGGCUACCAACCCUACAGAUGCCCUGCAGUACCUGCUGAGCUUUGCGCGCAAACCUGUGGAGGCCGAGAGCGUAGAGGGGGUGGUACGCAUCCUUCUUGAGCAUUAUUACAAGGAGUCUGAUAACUCAGUUCGGCUAAAGAUCGCCUCUCUGCUGGGUUUAUUAUCAAAAAUACAAGGCUUCUCUCCAGACUGCAUUGUAGAUGAUACUGUAAACACUCUAAACAACGAAAAGUCUCAUCAGGUGCUGGCACAGCUGUUGGACACUCUACUGAUCAUCGGCACACAACUCCCUGACAAGAGCGCAGUUAUCCAGAGACUUCUAGAUGUGACAUGCAAGCACCUGUCCAGCACUUAUUUUGGAGUCAGGAAUAAGUGUCUUCAGCUCUUGGGCUGUCUGGGGACAGUUGAUAAGCCACUCACUAAGGAAACAGAAGCAGGACCAGCAGGACUGGUGUCACCCAUACGGGAUGUACAGAGUUUGAUAAGCGAUUACUUCCAGGACCAGGACCCUCGCGUCCGCACCGCUGCCAUUAAAGCCAUGCUGCAGCUACAUGAAAGGGGGAUGAAAAUUCAACAGACUAUUUAUAACCAGGCCUGUAAACUCUUAAGUGAUGAUUACGAGCAGGUUCGCUCAGCAGCGGUGCAGAUGGUUUGGGUUUUGAGUCAGCUUUACCCAGAGAGCAUCGUUCCCAUCCCCUCAUCCAAUGAGGAGAUCCGACUGGUGGAUGACUCCUUUGGAAAGAUCUGUCACAUGGUCAGUGAUGGCUCAUGGGUAGUCAGAGUGCAAGCUGCUAAACUGCUGGGCUCCAUGCACCAAGUGAGCCCUCAUUUCCUGGAGCAGACUCUUGACAAGAAGCUGAUGUCAGAUCUCAGGAGGAAACGCACGGCUCACGAACGAGCUAAAGAACUUUACGCUUCUGGAGAGUUCUCGUCUGGACGCCGGUGGGCUGAUGAUGCUCCAAAAGAGAAAGUUGACACUUCCGGUGUAAACCUCAUUGACUCUGGAGCCUGUGGGGCAUUUGUUCAUGGGCUAGAAGAUGAGAUGUACGAGGUGCGUAUCGCUGCAGUAGAAGCUCUGUGUUCCCUUGCCCAGUCGUCCCCCAGCUUUGCUGAGAAGUGUCUUGACUUCCUGGUGGACAUGUUCAAUGAUGAAAUCGAAGAGGUGCGACUGCAGUCCAUUCAUGUGCUGCGACAGAUCUCAACCAAUAUCACCCUCAGAGAAGACCAACUGGACACUGUGCUCGCAGUACUGGAGGAUUCAUCGCGGGACAUUCGUGAGGCCCUGCACGAGUUGCUCUGCUACACUAAUGUCUCCACAAAAGAAUGUAUCCAGCUGGCCCUGCUGGAGCUCCUCAAAAAUCUCACCAAGUACCCGACCGACCGCAACUCUGUCUGGAAAUGUUUGAAGUUCCUUGGUGCUCGACAUCCGACCCUGGUGCUGCCAAUUGUCCCAGAGCUGCUGAGCACCCAUCCUUAUUUUGACACUCCAGAACCUGACAUGGACGACCCUGCCUACAUCGCUGUGUUAGUUCUGGUCUUCAAUGCAGCCAAAUCCUGCCCCACUAUGCCAGCGCUGUUCUCAGAUCACACGUUCCGGCACUAUGCCUACCUACGCGACAGCUUAUCCCACCUGGUGCCACCCCUCAGACUGCCAGGCAGAAAGCAGACUGCAAACUCUGGUUUGGAGGCAUCAGGUGUGGGUUCAGGCAGUUUGGAGUCGGCACAGAACUUCCUGCAGGACAGUCUUGUUCGGGUCAGCACCCUUCAGAACCUGGAGACACCUGGAGCUCAAGAUCUGCUGGAGUUCACCAUCAGAGAUCUGCAGCGGUUGGGGGAGCUACAGACUGAGCUGGCCGGAUCUGCAGAUUUUUCUGCCACAUACCUACGCUGUCAGUUACUGCUUACCAAGGCUCUCCAAGAGAAGUUAUGGACCAUGGCUGUGCCUCUUUGUCUUAAACAGAAUGCCAUAGUAUCAACCGCUGCUCGACAGAUCUUGGAUGAGACAUACAAACUCGAGUUCUUGUACAGCGGAUUGGAGACACAGCAGGUCGCGACAAUUCACAACGUUCGUCUGCAGGCAAAAGCUUUACAGCUCAUCCUGACGGCCCGAUCCAAACGAGGGGUUGAUCGUGUUCUCAGUGUUUGUGAGAAGUUCCUACAGGAGGUUGAGUCAUUUCAGAGGCUCUUCAUGACAGAGGUGCCCCAUUUUCAGGACAGUUUUGUGGAGAAACUCCUGGAGUUAAUGCCAAGACUGGUGGCCUGCAAGCCAAAUGAUCUGGUUAAAAUUCUCCAGACCACACUGCGACAAAGCAGAUUCAUUCAUCUCAAACUCCCUGAACAGAUACACAGGGCGUCUGCAACAAUUAUUGAGCCAACAGGGGAAUCAGACAACCCUUUGAGAUUCACCUCGGGUCUGGUAGUGGCGUUAGAUAUCGAUGCUACUCUUGAACAUGUGCAAGACCCACAGACAACAGUCAAAGUGCAGGUGCUCUAUCCAGAUGGACAGUCUCAUAUAAUCCAUCCCAAACCUGGAGAUUUCAGGACCCCAGGACCUGGGCGUGUGCGACUGAUUACUCAGGUUUAUCUAUCCCAUUCUGCAUGGACAGAGCCCUGUCAGAUUGAGGUACGGUUACUUCUGGCCUACAGCUCCAGCAGCAGUAAAUUAUCUGCUGCUAAACCCACUUGGAAUGAAAGCAUGGAUGGACUUCCCACUAAUGAGAGUUCCAUUGAGGGCACAAUCCACCUCAGCAAGCCUGUCAAAGUCUUUAUCAUGCCCAAACCAGCUCGCCGCUGACCUGAGCACAGAGGAACCCAGACAGUAUAUCUCUAAAAACAACAGCGAGCACAAAGAUAGAACAUUGUCAUCUACUCUUUCUGGUUCCAAAAAUACAUUUUAUCUGAAAUAAA